AUGAAACGAUAUGUUUACAUAAUAGGAAUAUUUUUUAUUUCUAAUUUAUUUAACGAAAUUAUUUCUUCUAAAACUACUUAUUGGACCUCAAUUUCGUAUCCUGAUAUUAGAGGUAAAAGUUAUAAAAAAUGUGCACAACAAUUACCAGAAAAAAGUUUAUUGUAUAUUUGUGAUCCGGAUCAUAUCAUAAAUGUCACUGAAUUAUCUCAGAUAAAUGCGGGUUUAGAAAAGUUAGCUGUAGGUACACCAUGUCCCUGUCAAAGAAGAUCUCAAUGUUCUAGUGGAGAUGAUAAAGGAAGUCCUUUUCAUGGUUUUGUUGUUUCAAUAGCUAUUCUUGAUAAUAUUGAGAUGAAUAUUCAUUCACCAUCAGAGGAACAAUUGACAAAUAAGGCUGAAAGUUUUUCUAAAACUCUUAGUGGUAGAUGGGCUUUAGGAGAUUGUGGUAAUUCUGUUAUCGUUUUUGUUUGGAAACAUUAUAAAAAAGUUAUUAUAUGGCCUGCAAGAUUGGCAGAAAAAUAUAUUACUGUUAAUGAAAGAAAAGCAUUGUUAUCAAAAGUUAAUCACUUCAUACAAAAUGACCAAUGGGCAGAGGCAUUAAAACAAAUUACAAAAGAGUUACAUAUUGAAUUAACUGGUGAACCGGAAGAUCGUGUUGAUACAGGAACAUUAUCACUUUUAAUAGCUGUUGGAGUAGCAUUAGCAUUAACAAUUUUAAUAACUUGCUGUGUCUGUGCAUUUAGAUGUUGUGGAAACUUACCUAUGGAUGAAGAUGCUAAAUCACUUAGUAGAAUUGAAAGUUUUAGAGCGCAGGUAAAGGGGGUAAUGCAACGCGGUAGUUAUCUAAGACGAUCAUUUAGUAAAUCACCAAAGUUUACCAGACCAUCUUCAAGAAAUGUUUCAAUGGAAUUAGUCAAUGAAAAUGGUAGCAGUAAUCAAGUAUCUGUUUAA
Messenger RNA from Strongyloides ratti, 948 nucleotides. RefSeq lists its product as hypothetical. The coding region runs from base 1 to 948 and encodes 315 amino acids. The transcript has 3 exons. The record is from RefSeq and is a predicted model, not a curated record. Gene Ontology annotation, cellular component: acetylcholine-gated channel complex. Lineage: Eukaryota; Metazoa; Nematoda; Chromadorea; Rhabditida; Strongyloididae.